AAAUAAAAAUAAAUACGCGAAAACCCCUCGACACAAAAACUAAUUAAAAAAGAAAAAAACCAAAGAGAAACUCCAACAAGGUGAGCGCUGAGUACCACCACCACAUCUUCUCUUCUCUUCUCUUCUCAUUUCUCAGCUUCAGCCACCAAUCCAGCUCAAUAACUCUCUCAACAUAUCUUCUUCCCUACCUCAAAAAAAAAAAAAAAAAAAAAAAAAACAAAACAAAAAAAGGACAAAAAACCAGACAAACCCCAGGGACUCUCAAACUAGACAAAAUUAAACACAACACACACAAAGAGUGAGUUUUGUUUAAAAACAUGAAGCUGUCUGCCAAACCCAUAUCGAGUCCGGGUCGGACAGAGAAGUACUACCCACCACCAUUGAUGAGGUUCUUGAGAACCAAUGUUGGUAGCAGAAGUAGAGGAAGGUCACGUUCAAGCCCGAUGUUUGUUAGAAAGAAGAAUAUAGCGAUUGAAACUCAAGAACCUUCCUCUCCAAAAGUCACCUGCAUGGGUCAAGUCCGGGUCAGGAGGUCCAAACAAGCCAAUACUCAACCUGGAAAACCCAAAAAACGCCGGUGCAAAUGGAUCCAGAAAACCCUACUUUGUCACCACCAUUUCAAUAGGAGAAGACUCAAACUCAAGUCUUUUAGACCUUCUUGGCCCAAAUGGGUACAUUUCUUUCGUGUUGGUAUUGAGAGAAAAAACAAAAUUGUUGAGGACUGUAGUUCCUCGAAGGUUGAACCAAAGAUUGGUGUCAGAAGUGAAGAUUUUGAGCAAGAAAGGGAGGAAGAAGAAAUGGAACCCAAAGUUUAUGUCUCAACAGAAAACACACCACCAAGGAAUGCUUUGUUGUUGACUAGAUGCAGAUCUGCACCGUACAGAUCUUCUUCUUUAGCUGGUAGAUUUUGGGGGUCACCUUCGGAGAGCGAAGAAACAGGCCAGAAACAGCGUGGUACACCGCAAGAAAACGGAGAAAAUGAAAGUCCCACAUCGAAAAGAGAGUCUGUUUCUCAAGAGCCCGAUCAAGAAUCAAGUUUGGAUCCAGAAACUGAAGUAAAGAUUAGUCAUUUCAAAGAAUCUGAAGGCUCAAUUACUUCAAUCAGGGAGAGAAAUGCAAAUUCUGCAAAUAUUGAAGAGUCAAAAACAGAGAAGGUUUCCACUGUACGGCCCUUGGUACUUACAAGAUGUAAAUCCGAACCAGCAAGAACCGGAGAGAAGCUUGAUGUAGAGAUGGUUUUCUGGAAGAAGAGAAGGUAAGAAACGUAGGGGAUGAGAUUUCUGGUUAGACCGAACUGCUGCAUGGUUGUCCGAAUUAGAAGAAAAUAGGAAUGGAUGUGAGGGGUUGUCCCAACGAACGCACGAAAUGAUCAUGCCUAUCCAUUUUGUGGAUUGUUAUCAUGAUGGAGAUGGACUGAUUGGAUUGUCCUCGCUUAUCAAAUCAUCGUGAAAAGGCUCAAAACCGGGGAGGCCAAAACUGAACAAAAAAGGAAGAAAGAAGUUGAGCUAGAAGAUUUUUUCUUGGUCGAGAAGGGCAAAACCAAGGAGGACAACCUUGGGCUUAAAACCGGUCCUAUAGAGGAAAAGUUGAGCUAAAAAACGAGCCCAACAACAGCCAACACCAAGAAGAAACAAUGCCCAAAACGAGCCCAAUAUAAGAGGAGAAGAAAAAAGGCAGCUAGAUCCUUUUUAUUUUUCUCCUGUUUUGGAAAACUCUCCCGAGUACAUAGACAUGGCAAACAAAAUGAUGUUUAAGCAUACUAAUCGCCUCUGGAUACUUAAUCUUACAAGUUAUCAGUGUGAUGCUUGCCUAAACAUUGUUUUACGUGUUAGCAAGGUGAAUACUUCACGACCAAAUCAUUUUACUA
Messenger RNA from Populus nigra (black poplar), 1867 nucleotides. RefSeq lists its product as uncharacterized. Bases 318 to 1259 code for a protein of 313 amino acids. Lineage: Eukaryota; Viridiplantae; Streptophyta; Magnoliopsida; Malpighiales; Salicaceae. The record is from RefSeq and is a predicted model, not a curated record. The transcript is spliced from 2 exons.